Messenger RNA from Saccostrea cuccullata (small rock oyster), 645 nucleotides. Its product is annotated as copine family protein 1-like. Gene Ontology annotation, molecular function: ubiquitin-protein transferase activity. Gene Ontology annotation, biological process: protein ubiquitination. Gene Ontology annotation, cellular component: nucleus. The transcript has 3 exons. Lineage: Eukaryota; Metazoa; Mollusca; Bivalvia; Ostreida; Ostreidae. The record is from RefSeq and is a predicted model, not a curated record. The annotation marks the transcript as partial.
UUUUUAUGAAUGACAUAGUUUGCCAUGAUUUGGAAUGCAAUAUUUAGGUUUCAUUGAUUGCUUUGCAGCUUGAAGUUUAAUUGAAUUACAAAAAUGGAGGUCAUCAGCAUUGUCAUAUUCUUCAUGAUUGGUUUCUUCAUCUGGUAUUGUUGUGGAGGAUCUUCAUCAAAAUCUGCCUCCUACUCCUCCCCCUCUUCCUCGGAGAACAAACUUUACCCCGACCUGAGUAAGAUGAAGAGUAACAGCAUGUUCAGUAUGUUUGGGGGCAGUAAUUACUCCAGUUUCGUGGACAGGUUUACCUCAUUAGAGGAUGUCACUACAGCAGUCAGAAAGGCUGGGCUAGAAAGCUGUGGUCUGAUAUUUGGAACAGAUUUUACAUCAAGUAAUAUGUACCAAGGGACUAAGACAUUUGGAGGGAAAAGUCUUCACAGUAUAGACCCCAGGGAACCUAACCCCUAUCAGAGGGUAGGCAAGGCUCAUAGACUAAAAACUAACAAAAGUCCUGCUAAUCAAUGUGAUGCAAACAGUCAAAUGUUAGUCAGAAGUAUAGAUUAUACUGCCAGUAAUGCCUAUCAGGGUCAGAGAACUUUUGGGGGACAGUCCCUCCAUUCUAUCGGCAAGAUGUUUCUUAAUCCAUACCAACAG